Molecule: messenger RNA, 1086 nt
Organism: Abrus precatorius (Indian licorice)
Lineage: Eukaryota; Viridiplantae; Streptophyta; Magnoliopsida; Fabales; Fabaceae
Product: isoliquiritigenin 2'-O-methyltransferase-like
Exons: 4
Coding region: 1-1086 (361 amino acids)
Biological process (GO): methylation
Molecular function (GO): O-methyltransferase activity; protein dimerization activity; S-adenosylmethionine-dependent methyltransferase activity
Source: RefSeq, a predicted model, not a curated record
AUGAGUUCGAAUCCUGCAAGUCCGAACGAGGGAAGAGAGGAUGAGGCAUGUCUUUAUGCUAUGUUACUCUGCACAAGUCAAGUGUUUCCUUCAGUACUCAAUGCAUCUAUUGAGUUGAAUUUGUUUGACAUAAUAGCAAAUGCAACACCCCAUGGCGGAACUGUGUCAGCAUCCCAAAUUGCUUCUAAGUUGCCAAACCAAUACCCAGGUUUGCCUAAUAGACUUGAGCGCAUGCUGCGUCUCCUUGCAAGCUAUUCUCUUCUCACUUGUUCUCCUCACACCAAUCAAGAUGGUAGCAUUGAGAGAUUCUUUGGAAUCUCAGCUGUUGGAAAGUACUUUGUCAGUGAUGAAAAAAGGGGUUGUGCCGGUGCCAUUACAAAAUUUCUCAACUAUCCUGCAAUGUCACAACUUUGGCCGAAUUUGAAGGAUGCAAUCCUUGAUUCUGAGAACGACCUAUUUCAAAAGGUUCAUGGAAUGCCUUUGUUCAAAUACACUGAAAAGGAUCCAAAAUUGAAUAAUGCUUUCAUCGGUGCAAUGGUUAAUACCAGCACCAUAGAGACGAAUAGGAUCCUUGAAGUGUAUAAAGGAUAUGAAGGAGUUUCAACCCUGGUUGAUGUGGGAGGAAAUACAGGAAAAAAUCUCCAAUUAAUAGUCGCAAAGUACCCUACAAUUAAGGGUAUUAAUUUUGAUUUGCCCCAAGUUAUUGAAAAAGCGCCAGCUUAUCCAGGGAUAGAAAAUGUUGGAGGAGAUAUGUUUAAGCAUGUCCCACAGGGUGAUGCCAUAAUUCUAAAGGGUGUAUUGCACAACUGGUCACAUGAACAAUGCUUGACUGUUUUGAGGAACUGUUACAAUGCACUGCCACAAGGUGGAAAGGUGAUUGUUAUAGAGUUUUUACCAUCAGAAGUAUCAGAGUCAAAUGAAUCAAAGCUUAUUUUCACCCUCGACAACAUCAUGUAUAUCACAAAUGGUGGAAAGGAAAGAAGUAACAAGGAAUAUGAGUCUUUGUGCAAACUCUCUGGAUUUUCAAGAUUUCAAGUUGCCUGUCGUGCAUUCUUUACCUUGGGAAUCAUCGAAUUUUACAAAUAA